GACAGCCCCGCUUCUUUACAUCCUCAAGUUGCAGGCCGACGUCGGCUACGAGCCAGAGGGCAGAGUUCGAACUAAGCAUUUCAAGCAGAUUGCCUCUUCUGCGUCCAACAGCAAGGCGCUGGACACCAUCCAGUUCCAUUGUGAGAAUAAUGGUCUCAGCGUGGAUGGCGUUGUUUGCCUUCUCCAGUUCAUCAAGCAUACACGCCCGAUCAUGUCCCGCCUCAAAUUCACCACUAGUGGUGAUUCUGGAAACAACGAGUGGUUCUGGUGCGGGUGCGGCGGAUUCGUUGUCGGCGAUUUCGAUCAGCUCGGUUGGGCAGAUGGCAAGGUGCACCUCGAACUUCACGAUGACAUCCCAUUGUCGAGAUUCGCAGAGAUUGCUAAGCGAAUACUUGACUACCCUGGGCGUUGCUUCCACGUGGUCUCUGGAAGCGGUGAUCGCCAUGAGUUUCUCCAGGACCAGACUCUCGUUGAUUUGGCGGUUCGCCUGCCGAACACCGCCGCCAGCGUCGAUUUCAAUUUCCUCUCCAAGGACAAAUUCACCGACGACGGCCUGAAGGCUUUUGCGAACGGUCUUCCUGCCAAUCUCACCUCCGUGCACUUGAACUUCAACAGUAACGUUAGUUUCGCAGACGAUGGGUUGGGCGCCCUUGCCAACGGUCUGCCCGCCAAUGUCACCUCCGCCCGCGUGAACUUCAACGGCGGCAUUCAGAAUUUCACCGACGAAGGAUUGGAAGCAGUGGUGAAGAGGUUGCCUGCCUGCGUGAGUCAUAUCGACCUGGACUUUGGAGGCAGCGACAAGUUCAGCAACCAGGGUCUGCCCGCCAAUGUCACCUCCGCCCGCGUGAACUUCAACGGUAAUCAGAAUUUCACCGACGAAGGAUUGGAAGCAGUGGUGAAGAGGUUGCCUGCCUGCGCGAGUCACAUCGACCUGGACUUUGGAGGCAGCGACAAGUUCAGCAACCAGGGUUUGAGGGCCCUUGCGAACAUUCUGCCCGCCAAGGUCACUUCCGUCCGCCUGAAUUUCAACGACAAUCAGAAUUUCACCGACGAAGGAUUGGAAGCAGUGGCGAAGAGGUUGCCUGCCUGCGCGAGUCACAUCGACCUGGAUUUUGGAGGCAACGACAAGUUCAGCAACCAGGGUAUGAGGACCCUUGCGAACUUUCUGCCCGCCAAGGUCACUUCCGUCCGCCUGAAUUUCAACGGCAAUCAGAAUUUCACCGACGAAG
Molecule: messenger RNA, 1229 nt
Organism: Prorocentrum cordatum
Lineage: Eukaryota; Dinophyceae; Prorocentrales; Prorocentraceae
Source: the annotation of a GenBank genome assembly